UUUUCCUGCUUUCAUUUGUGCUCGGUGGGGGAAGGGAGGGGACCAGGGGACGGAGCCGUAGCUGGUGGGUUUGGUCUGAGCAGGUGCCGUGUCCCACCACACCGGGUAGGGUCGGGGGGAGCAGACCCCCAAGUCAGCCCCUAAACCCUCACUGUGCUGGCUCCUGGAGGCUGGAUCGAGCCGUAGCUGUCCCGUGGGCUAUGAGCGGUCCCUGGGGCUGGCACGGGGGCUUUGGGAAACCCAGCACUGUGGCACUUCGCGGCACUUGGCUGCUGCCUCCCCUGCCAGAGUUGGGUUUCCAGCCGCACGCUCUGCUUGCUGGUAGGCACGGGCUAUGUCCUGCCAGCCUGUGCGGCACGUGGAGGGCAGAGGGGAAGAGCAGGGGGAAACCUGUGGCAUGCAGAGAGUGGUGUAGGGGGCCAGCCUGUGCCAGCUGCUUUGUCCCAGAAUAGUUUUGGGCGGAGCGGCUGCCUUCUGGGCUCCUGGCAUCUCCCCUGGUGCUGGUGGCACCCGCUGCUUUUGCUGGGGGUGGUAGGAUGACCUUCCGCUCCCUGCUGCAGGCUGGUGUCCUGCCCGUCUCUGUGUUUCUGUGCCUGUAGCUGAGGGCCUGAGGCUCCCUUGGGAGGUCUGUGUAGCCCCCCAGCCCCAGGCAUCACUGCCUGAGCUCUGCAUCCCUCACACUGGAGCUUUUUCUCUGUGCUUUUUUCCCUGCCUCUUCCCACGGGAUGCUGCCAUGAUCCCCUGCUCAGGCUGGCUCCACGCUGGGGAGUUUCCCCCAGCUUCCCACAUGCUGGGGAGCCGGGCUCAGACAGCUGGACCGCGGGACUGGCCUCCCUUUAAAUAGCAUCUCCCUCGGGUCCCUCCUCUACGUGAGGCACAGAGCUGUGUAUACCAAAGGAGGGGAUCAGCUCUGGGGGGGGACAGCGGGUGUCUGCUGCAGGAAGCAGAGCCUGGCCCUUCCUGCGCUCCCAAAAUUGCCAGAGCCAGCCUGCCCGACCCACCGCUGCUUCGCUGCUCUCCAAAGGGAGCUUUGGGAGACAAGGAACUCUUUAAUAUCCGUCCCAGCCCGGGUCGCGGGUGAUGCUGAUGCGACCAAAAUAGAAACUGCACGGACUGCUGCUGCCCCAUCCCCUGCUCUCGCCUGGCCCCUGUGUGCUGAUGUUUGCUCACCCUCUGCAUUUCGUCAUGGAUAAUUCGCUAUCCCAGGCUGCCGGUCCAGACGCUUGGCUCUUGGCACAGCAAACAAACGCAGCAGUGGCUUGUAUAAAUCAGCGCUGUCCAAUUUCUUGAUAACCAGGAGGCAGGUUGUUUAGUGUAGUGGCAAAUAAACUUCGUAAUGUUAUGAUGGUGGAAAGUUGUCAAGGGAUAUGAAUGUGCAGACUCAGCCCAGGAGCCGCCAAGGAGACAGCUUUAGUUUAAAUUAAGACAAAACUCCAUCUUCCAUGGAUUUUGGGAAGGAAAUCACAUUGUUGUAAUGGGAACAUUUCUCUGAGCCUUAGGGCUGGCAAACUCUUGACUUUAUGAAGCGUAAGUGGAGGGGCUGAGCUAGCCUGGCAGGCGUGCCUUAAAUCAAGCCUGAGGCACACCGCAUAUGGCAGCGGGACCACGCAGGAGCAGUGCCGAGCACCGUGCUGUGAAACCCUCCCAGUGCUGCGAGCCUUGGGGUGCUGGCUGGGUUUGGGAAUGGAGGAGCAAGGAAGGUGAGGGUUGUGUCACGCCGUGCCCUGAAGGGUUGCAUGUCACACCAGAGGGGCUCGAGGUUGGCCUGGUUUGUGCUGAAAAGGCAGCGAAGGGGCAGUGGGACCAGAGCUUGGAGAGAGGCAGGAUGGAGGUGGGAUUAUGCCAAGAACUGUAAAAAAAAGCAUGAGGCCCUUCUGCUCCCAGACCCUGCUCUUCCCAGGAAGCCUCACCUUGAAAACAUUUUCUCAUGAAGGGCCGGGCAGGAGGUGGGACAGCCGGUCCCUUUUGCCUUAUUUUGGUCAAGGCCCGGCCAAGCGGUGGGGACUGUGUUCAAAUCCCUGUGUGGGCUUGGGUAGUUCCUUCAACGUUGCUUUGCCCCUUGGACAAGCUUCCUAUGAGAAACUGCAAAGCCGCAGCAUUUCCUUGCUUCCUUGCAGCCGCCCCAAGCGAGCUCCGAGACCCUGCCCCAUGCGGGAGAGCCAACAGGGACACGAGAUAUAGCAGGCUCAGUGCACACAGACACUUACCUCGUAGCCAAAAUUGGGCUCCCGUGACACAGUGAAGCGAGGUGCUGGCGGAGAGGAUCAGCGUGUGCAGGGACAGGGGUGGGUCGUGGCUGGGAUGCGUGUUGAGAAGGACUGCUGUAGGAGGGGGAUGCAAGAAGGGGUUGUUCAGUGACUUUUUUCCUUCUGGCAGUUGGGAAAUGUGUUGGUGUGUGAUGAGACAAGAUGGGAACUACUGGGGUCUGACAGACGAGUGUCCUCUUCCCUUUGACAGGGCCAGAGGGAAGCACCGAGGGUCCUGCUUUAACCCACUUGCUGAGCUUGAUGGUGGCAGAAUCAGCUGGUUGGCAUCCCCGGCUCCUAACUGAGCUGCCCAAAAGGCUAAAAAUGGUGGGGGAUUAAAAUCAGUAGUGGCUGCCUGCAAAGCCUGGUCUCGUCCUCAUGUGUACUGCGUGGUAAUCUGCCCGAGGCAGCAGAAGUCAGGAGGGGCGCUGACCUGGUGCCCUUUCACUGAGCCCUCGCUGCCAGCUGGCGUAUCUGGGCUGUCCCACAAAAUUCCAGUCUCCUGAAAUAAAGCGUGUGGGUGAGUUUUCUAUCUAGCCAUCCUCCGCAGGGAUCCCAUUACCUUUCGGUGCCACGCUUUGUGCGUAUUUAGAGCAGGUCCCUGUGCUGGCACUGCUGCGAGGUCGCGGAGCAGAGGCUUGUAGUGUGGGAGCAGGAGGCUGCGAAUUUUGCUUUUUGCUAGGCCGUGUGCUCGGGGCGGGUUAUCGGCAGCCUCUGUGCUAGGUCUGCAGCCUGGUGCUCUGUCAUCUGGUGUGUGUGUGCAGACCUGGCUGCAGAGCGUCAUGGUCUGCGUGGCACGUGCAGGCUUUACGGCAUGGAGAGGCCAAGCUGGUGUAGCUGCCUGUCCCUUGUGGGUCAGAGCAGCCCUGGGACCUUCGGUUUCACCAACCAACGUGCCCAGUGACACUGACAGGUUUCUGAGCGAGUUAGCAAAGCCCUCAGAUGUUGCCUGGGGUGACCUGCUCUCAGUUCAUGCUCAGGUAACCCUGGCAGUAGACCUUGAGGCUCCCCUCCGAGUGCCCUACAAGGGCCAAAACAGCAUUGCGCUGCCUGGAGGCACAACCCUGAGGCUGUGGCAGUACUCUCCUCCUCUGCAGCGUGAGGGUGGCAGCACAGGCCUGCUGUGGUCUUGCAGCUCGGGGGCCUGGGAGUGAGGUGCUGUGUAUAGGCGGUGGCACUUGUUGCAUUACAUGAGAUGAGUAAAUCUGAAAAUAGAAGGCCCAUGGUUCACCCUUCACAACACUUUGAAAGGCUCACGGUUUGGACGGAGCCUUCCUGCCGCUGUUCUGGAGAUAUUUCUGGCUGCCUCAGUCCCACGAGCCGUGCCCGGGCGUGCAGCACCGCUCACUCACACAUCAGCUGUGGCGCUGAAUGGGAGGAAGGCAGGCUGGCGGUGCCGGUAAAUGAGAGCCGUACACGGGAGGCAGGCGCUGCAGUCCCCGCCGCGAUGACUGCCGAGGGCUUGUGCAGCCCGCAGGCGCUCGCUGCUGCCGUCCUGCCCUGGUGCUGCUGGGGAGACGUCUGCCCCUCGCUUCGGGGCCAGCUGAGAGCUCAGCAUGGAUUAUUCUCAGACCUUUUGGCCCCCGAGGCCCUUGUUCUCACGGCCUUGCCCCCUCGAGCAGCUUCUGCCUCUGUCUGAUUUGUGUGAUGUCGGACAGAUUACAGCUGGAGUGGAAAUUUUGGGCAGAAACAAACUGCGCAGAGUUUGGGAACUCGCUCGCCUCGCUGUAACCAAAGCCCUGAAGGCUGUACCACAUCUUGACCAGCGUGCUCCCUUUCCCAUCCAGCAUUGGCACCUUUCUCAGCGGGCUUAUCCACACAGGUCACGCUUCCCAUUGCCUCAGGGAGGGCUGGGGAGCCCAAGGGAGAGGGGAGGCCAGCAGCUGAUGUCUGGGAGCAGGGACAAGGGGACAGGGUCACAGCAGAGGCAGCGUGGGGACAGCAGUGUACAUGGGAAGGCUGAAAGGAUGGGGGAGUGCAAGCUGACAACGGGAACCGAGGCUGAAGGCAAGCUGCAGUGUGUCAGCAGGACAGGGAUAGCAGCAGCUCCCUGGGUGGGCUCCCAGGCUUUUGUCCCUUGGUCCCUCCAGUGUCCUGUCAGGGAGGAGACAGAGACAGAAGCCCAGGAGAUCUCGGUGUCACACAUGGGUGGCUAUUAAUAACAUGCCUUCCCUGUGGUUGAGCUGUGCAAGUCAGCCGUCCUGGCCUGGGGAAGGCAGCCUGUAAACUGAAAUGGGCUCUCAUUUGCAUGCUGCCAGCCCUGGUGCCACAGCACCAGCCCAGCAGCUGCAGCAAGCCUUGCUUCAGAGACUCAGCCAGGAUGGGCCCUCGUCAUGGAGCAGGGUGAAGCUUGGGCUAAUUUCCCUCACUGUCGCCCAGUGGUUGGAAAAAAUGCUUUCCAGCCGACUAAGUAGAGGCUUGCUGAAAGGUCUGGAGGAGCUGAUGGCGUUUUUCAAGUCCAGACUUCUCUAAGGCUCAAGGCUUGUUGGUCAUGCAGCCAGGAGUGUCCUAAGUGUGGUCCUCUUGCCACCUUUUGUGCCAGAAGAGGGCUGCCACGGCUGGCAACAUGGAAGGGCAGCCUGGCAUCUCUCUUGCUUCUGGGCACCGUCAGGAGGACGCCAGACUGUUGGAGGGACAGAAGGAAUUACAACACAGAAAGGACCAAGCAGACGUGUUGCACAGCAUUGCUCUGUGUCUAAGGACACGGGCAUGGUCAGCAUAGUACCUAGGGGUUUACUCGAGGCUGCUGGAGCAAAGCAGAGUGAUGGACCUGAGCAUCAAGAAGCUCUCCAUGAUAUAGGCCUGUGCCUUGAGGGAUAUUGCAUGUUCAGGUGCAGGAGUCUGCGUGUUGGGUUUUGUAGCUACCACCACCACAGGAGGGAUGGCUGCUGGGUGAUCGGGGUCUUCAUGUCAGCUGAUCCACUACCUCUGAGUCCAGUGAAGUUACAAGAUGUAAGUUCUUCCUCUUCCAUCCCUGCUUGACUUUCCAGGGGCAUUUAUAUCCUGCCACCAAAGUUAGUUCUGUCCUUACAGUACGAAGUUGCAGCUUUCUCUGAGUGCCCAGGAAGGGUACUGCAGCAACUUCCUCCUCCCUCAGCUCUUGAGGGCAGCACACACCCUGGGAUAUGUUCCUGCUUCAGCAACAUCUCUGCCCACCAAUGCCAGGCAGGAGCAUGGGAGGCUGAGGAGCUCUGAGAGGUCUGGUUAGAAAAAAAAACUCCCAAAAGCUCCGAUUGCAGAUCAUGAGCAGGCCAGAGCUGAUCUCUCCUUCCUUAUUCACAGAAGAUUGAAAUGAUAAAAGCUGCUUGUAAGUGGCACUGAUAUCCUAGUGCAUGCAGCAGUAUUUCCUUCCCCUCCCACCCUGCAAAUGCCAGACUGCCUCCAUCCAGCCCCCUUACCUAACUUAGCCCAGUGAUGCAGCCUGCAGAGCUGCAGCAAGCACCGGCUGCUCUCUGUCCUGCCUCAGCUGUAAGCAGUCUCUUAAGAGAAGCCCUGAGAUCACAGAAAUGUUGGUAGUGUUAGGCCAGGAGCUUCCUUCACUCAGCUCUCCUUAGGCUCCUCUCCACCCAGUUCACAGUUCCCCAGCUGCUCUGCACACAGCUUAGCUGGUGCACAUCAAUCCUGGGCACCCUGUGCAGUCAGUCCAUCUGCACUGCCAGCAGCAGCUCUCGACACGUGCGAUACACCAUUCGGACCUCAGGCUGGAAGCCAGUUGCAAGCAAAGGGGAUAUCUUCACCAUCAGAUCUCAGCAGCCGCAUGGUGCUGGUGUGGGCUGUCAGAUGACUGCCCAGCAAUAACCUUCACCACUGGUGGCUGGAGCGUGAGUCCAUGUGCCACUUUCUGACAGCUCUGAAGAUAAAAAGAGCUGUAAUCAGCUAGUAACCAAACUUAAAUGUCAAGCCAAGGUUGUUCUAGCAAGUUUCCUCAUGCGACUGUGGUGCGAAAAGGAAGGAAGCUGUGUUGAGAGAUCUUCCUGCCCAUAGCAGCAGCUCAGCAACCACUGCACCAGCUUCAUGUCAGUGGGAUAUCUGGGGCAGAAGGGAGCAUCCCUUCAGCUCAUUUGGGAUAGAGUUGGACAAUUACAUCUCCUCCAGCAACUUAAACCAGUCAAGAAGAGUUUGCUGCAGCUUGCCAUACCCAGGCAGUUCUCUCUGGUGUUGUUUUAACGUUUCAUUUCUUCAGACAAUUUCUUCAGACACCUGUUGGCGAUGAUGCAAUUUGCUGCACUAUCCCACAGAUGAGGGAGAUACCCGCAUUGCUUGCUGUGAUGGAACUGGAGGAAUCUGCUGAGGAGAUUGCACUUUGGUUUUGCUUUCAGUUCAGCAAGGCUUUAGCUCCCUGAUGCUGCUCUCUGAACUGCAGAUUCCUCUGGAGAGCAUCACUGUACUUUUUUCCCUCCUUGCCUGAUAUUGCUGAGUACAGACAUGGCAAUGAGACUAGAAACUAAAGAGCAAGUUUCCUUGCAUAACCAGGCUGGACGAGAUGGAACCAAGCCUUGCCUUCUGCAAAAAUACAAACUCUGCUUUAGACUCUUCUCGAAGAAACGGAGGUAUAGUCCAACGUGCCUCUUGCUUGUGGUACAAGCACUGAGCAAAAACUCCAGAAAAUAGCAUGUAUGUACCAUCUUAUAUGCAUCUACCAAAAACAGAAGCUUCUGACUGAAAAAAAAAUGCCUUUUUGCAUGGAUCUCAGGGCAUUGGGUUUCGAUCAUGGUGUUCUGACGGUCUUCAAGCAUUGCUGACCUGCAAGCGAGUGCCUAAAAGAGCGACUAGGGAGGAAGAAAGAUGUGAGCGCAGCAGAUGCUAAUCCUAGCACAGUGGUGGUUGACAUGCUAUACCCUCAUGAAGGGUAGAGGAGCAGGCUUUUCAGCACAGAAGUUGGUGGGAGUUGUGGGGGUGGCAGCUGGUGUAUGCCUGCGUAAUCUCGAGUCCCCUGCCUUUGUAGCAAUUGAUGAUCCAGAAGUUUGCUUCUACCAAGCUGCAGGUGCCAGUGUUUUUUGAGUUGCCCUCAAAUAAAUCCUCUCUGUUUAGAGGCUGAAGACAAGCGGUGGCUGGAGAGCUGGAAGAGAAGCACUAGCUCUGGAGGACAGGAGUGCUGGUGCUAGUCAGCCAGCCUCUCCCACUCAAACAUUUGCAUGCCAAGCUGAGAGCGCUGAAACCACUGCUGCAGCAGCUUCCAUCUGUGGCCCAGUGCUUUUCACGGACAGCUGCCACGUCCUGGCAAGAUGUAAAGCUUGGAGGGCUGGGCAGGGAAAGGUCAAGAGACCUGUUAAAGCUCUUUCCAAAGCGAGAGGGAAGCUUUGAGCAGGACAGAUAGGAUGUUUUUCCUAGCUUUCCUCUGCUCCAGCUCUCUCAGCCAGACUCCACUAAAUGUGCCUGCCCCACUUUGACUUGCCUGACCGUUUUCCUUCUUUCGUGCUUAGUUUCCAUUUGCCACAAAUUCUGUGGGGCUGCUGCUUGUGCCGAGUGCUUACAGCUGGGACACCAAGAGUGCCAGCACCAGGGGAGCAAAAAGCAGGGGGGCAGUGACCAGGGCUGACCUUGCUGAGAGGUGCCGGGGCUGUUGUCCUCCGGGCAGCAGGGCAGGAGCUUGUCCUUAGAGUGCUCCAGCGGGUGUUUCUGAGACUCCUUCCCUGAGCUAAGCUGUGAAAAUAGGUGUAGAGACUGCCUUAAAAAGAGCUUUGGCUCUGAGCUCGAGGGAAGCGAGAGCCCUGUGGCCCAGCUGCUCCCGGUGGCUUUAGCAGGUGCUGGUCUCAGCCCCGCCACGCAUCGCAGCACCCAGCUCUCCGCUGUGUCCCUGCUCCUGCCCCCUGUCCCCGCUGUGCCCCCCAGAUCUGCGGGAAGCCUAUUUAACUCCUGGUUUCUGUGUCAACAGCCACCACCCGGCCAAGAUGGAAACCUUUUUUAAGAGGCAUUUCGGGAGGAAGGGCCCACCGGGGCCGCGGCAUGCCAGUGUGGUGGCCGUGCCCACCGGCAAGGCCCGCCGCCGCUCCCAGGCCGGGCUGCCCUCCGCCUCGCUGGCCCAGCGCCGCCGCGGCUCCAGCGCCCUGCCGCUGCCCCUCUCCUGCCUGCCCUUGCCCCGCCGCGGCAGCCCCCGCCGCCGCUCCAGCACCACGCCGCCCUGCCUCAGCCCCCGCUUCGCCGUGCAGCAGCACCGUGGCGGCCGGCCGCCAGCCAUCGAUGCCCAACUUCUGGGCUGCCCCGUGCUGCUGGCCGGCCUCCUCCCUGACGGAGAGGAGGGCGAUGGGGCGCCGCGUGCCGACACCUCCGUCUCCUGGCCUCUGGAGGAUGGCGGUGGCCAUGUGGCGGGCGGCGGGGCGGAGCGGAGCGGGCGGUGGGCUGAGGAGAGCUGGCUGACCAUGCUGCCCCGGCUGCGGCCGCUGCAGGCCGGGCUGCUGUCGCGGGGCCCCCGCUGCCUGCGCCGCACCUCCUCCCACCGCCUGCCCACCGACAGCGGCUGCGGCCGGGUCCCCCACGGCCUGCCGGGCCACUACCGCCGCCUCAGCCAGCGUCGCCGCUCCAGUGAUGCCCUGCGGCCCGGGCUGCUGUCCCCCGGCCGCGCGUGGUGGCUGGCCCAGCAGUGCGCGGGGGCAGCCGGGGCCGCCUUCCCCGAGUGCUUGGGACCGGAGCCCGCCUGCUGCCCUGACGGCUGGAGCCCCCGGCUGCUGAAAGCUAUUGCCAAGUCCAGCCUCCAGCACAUGGUAGCCCAGCCAAACCCCACACUAGCCCUGAGGAGCGAGUCGGAGAGGCAGAUCCGCAGCACCGUGGACUGGAGUGAGACUGCAGUCUAUGGGGAGCACAUCUGGUUUGAGACCAAUGUCUCUGGGGAUUUCUGCUACGUUGGGGAACAGAACUGCAUGGCAAAACUGCUGCAAAAACCUCUCUCCAGGCGUAAGUGUGCAGCCUGCAAGAUCGUAGUGCACACACCGUGCAUAGAACAGCUGGAGAAAAUAAAUUUCCGCUGCAAACCUUCCUUCAGGGAGUCAGGAUCCCGGAAUGUACGGGAGCCUAUAGUUGUCCGGCAUCACUGGGUGCACCGGAGACGGCAGGAAGGGAAAUGCCGGCAGUGUGGCAAGGGUUUCCAGCAAAAGUUUGCCUUCCACAGUAAAGAGAUUGUAGCCAUCAGCUGUUCCUGGUGCAAACAAGCGUAUCACAGCAAAGUGUCUUGUUUCAUGCUGCAACACAUCGAAGAGCCCUGCUCACUGGGGGCUCAUGCUGCUGUCGUUGUUCCUCCCACUUGGAUUUUGCGGGUCCGACGCCCCCAGAACCCAAUGAAAUCCAGUAAGAAGAAGAAGAGGACAUCAUUCAAGAGGAAAUCCAGCAAAAAGGGUGCUGAGGAAGGAAGGUGGAAACCCUUUGUCAUCAAGCCCAUGCCAGCUCCUCUCAUGAAACCCUUGCUGGUGUUUGUGAACCCCAAGAGUGGUGGGAAUCAGGGAGCCAAGAUCAUCCAGUCCUUCAUGUGGUAUCUCAACCCACGGCAAGUGUUUGACCUCAGCCAGGGUGGACCCAAGGAGGCGCUGGAGCUGUACCGCAAGGUCCACAACCUACGGAUCCUGGCGUGUGGGGGAGAUGGCACGGUGGGCUGGAUACUCUCCAUUCUGGACCAGCUACGCCUCAACCCACCUCCUCCUGUGGCCAUCCUGCCCUUGGGGACCGGGAACGACUUGGCCAGGACACUGAACUGGGGUGGGGGUUACACAGAUGAGCCUCUGUCCAAGAUCUUGUCACAUGUGGAAGAUGGAAACAUUGUGCAGCUUGAUCGCUGGAACCUCCAUGUGAAGCCAAACCCUGAUGCAAACCCUGAGGAAAAGGAUGAGACAGCUGCUGACAAGCUCCCCUUGGAUGUCUUCAAUAACUACUUUAGCCUUGGCUUUGAUGCACGGGUGACACUGGAGUUUCACGAAUCCCGAGAGGCCAAUCCAGAGAAGUUCAACAGCCGGUUUCGGAAUAAAAUGUUCUAUGCUGGGACGGCUUUCUCCGACUUCCUCACAGGGAGCUCCAAAGAUUUGGCAAAGCACGUCAAGUUGGUUUGUGAUGGGACGGACCUGACCCCCAAGAUCCAGGACCUGAAGCCCCAGUGCUUGGUCUUCCUGAACAUCCCCAGGUACUGUGCAGGCACUAUGCCCUGGGGCAACCCUGGUGAGCACCACGACUUCGAACCACAGCGCCACGAUGACGGCUGCAUUGAAGUCAUCGGCUUCACCAUGACAUCCCUGGCUGCUCUGCAGGUGGGUGGCCAUGGGGAGCGACUGUGCCAGUGCCGGCAGGUGGUUCUCACCACGUCCAAGGCCAUCCCCAUGCAGGUAGACGGGGAGCCCUGCAAGCUGGCAGCUUCCUGCAUCCACAUCUCCCUGCGCAACCAAGCCAACAUGGUGCAGAAGACCAAGCGGCGCAACUCCAUGCCUCUGCUCAAUGACCAGCAGCCAGUACCUGAGCGGCUGCGAAUCCGGGUGAGCCGAAUCAGCAUGCGUGACUACGAGGCACUGCACUACGACAAGGAAAAGCUCAAGGAAGCCUCCGUGCCACUGGGGAUCAUCGUGGUUCCAGGAGACAGUGACCUGGAGUUGUGCCGGACCCAAAUCGAGAGGCUGCAGGAGGAUUUCCCUCCACAGCCCUCUGCUUUGCAGCGCCUGCUCUUUCAGGAAGGAGAUGGAGCCAAACCGAAGACACUGUCAUCCCAGAAGCUGUCACCAAAGUGGUGCUUCCUGGACUCAACCACGGCGGAUCGGUUCUACAGGAUAGACCGCGCUCAGGAGCACCUCAACUACGUGACAGAGAUCUCUCAGGAUGAGCUCUAUGUGCUGGACCCAGAGCUGGUGAUCACCCAGACUGUGGGCACCUCUCCUGCCAUGCCUGACCUUGUGGACUCAUCCGCUGCACCUACUGGGCACCAUUUUGCAUUCCCCUCCUCUUCCUCCUCUCCACCCUGCUCUCCUGCCCCCAUUGCUGAGGCUGAGCUCUGCCUCCCGCACAAAGAUGACCUUCUGAUAGAAGCUGCCAAGAGCGGCGACUUCAGCAAGUUCCAAGAACUGCACCGGGCUGGAAAAGACCUGAUGGUGCGAGACUCCUCGGGCCGGACCGUCCUGCACCACGCUGUCAAAUCAGGGAGCAAGGACAUCGUCAAAUACAUCAUCGAGAACGCCCCUUCAGAAAUCCUCGAUGCCACAGAGGAAGAGAACGGUGAGACCAGCUUGCACCAGGCUGCAGCGUUACGCCAGCGCACGAUCUGCCACUACAUCGUGGAGGCUGGGGCGUCGCUUAUGAAGACGGACCUGCAGGGAGACACCCCCAAGCACAGGGCAGAGAAAGCCAAUGACCCCGACCUGGCUGCCUACCUCGAGAACCGACAGCACUACCAGAUGAUCCAGCGGGAGGACCAGGAGACAGCUGUGUAGUGCUCAGCGUGCCUUAGCCCAAGUCAGCUCGGGCAGGACGAGAAGAGGACGGCACCUGGCAGAGCUGUGAGUCUGGCCCAGCCCUCCCUAGGUGUCAGCCUAGGAGGAGGAGAUGGAGACAGCAGAGCUCUGCUCCGGGCUGGGCUGGGACUGCGUUUGAGGACAGUGGGUAUUUGGGACUUGAAGCCCGGCUCUUUGUGUGUCCCCCUUUGCCCCUCAUCCACCACGUUCCCUGCUCUGGAUGGGCUCCAUCCCAAAGGCCCACCAGGGGUGGAGCCGCCCAUCACCUUUGCACAGGGGAACGAUGCCAGUGCCCCCGGCAGGUCCUUACCUGUGAUCCACGUGGGAUGUCAUUGCUCGCCCCCCUCCCUGCCGGCAGUGCCCUCCAUUAGCCACUUAACUCGGUUCACAUCCCGUUCCUCCUCUCCUCCCCAGCAGCCGCGGGAGCUGCAGGCAGACAGCAGCAUCGCCUGCGCAGGGGCUGUGAGCCUAAAACCUUGCCCCGAGGGAAGCUCCGUGACUUACGGCCUCUGAGUCCUCUUCCUUCCUGCUGCUUUGGGACUCUGUGGCAGGAGGAAAGUCCCUGGCGUGUUAGGGGACGUGCACCCACCCCUUCCUCAGGGCAUCUGGGACUAGCGCAGCUGGAAGCCUGGCAGCCGCUGCCCUCCUGGUUGCCUUCAGUGCUGGGGUCCGUGCUGCUCUCAGGGAUUCCCCCCGCGCCCCCAGCCUGUGGAUGUGCGUCCUCUGAGCAUGACUUCUGCCAUCCCCACAAACUGGACACAGGGCUUUGCAGGGAAAACCUGGGAGGCUGCCCUGCCCAGACACAAGCUCCCUGGGCAGGCUGCCAGCCCACCUCCCAGGUUUUAGCAGAAAGAGGGGUUCGGAUGCAUAGGAAGCAUCAGGGACCUCGGCCGUGAGUCACGCAUGUGAUGGGAUGGCAUUUUGGGUACCACCCGCCACGGGGCACAAGGCACUGUCUGCCCUGCAGAAGCUGUGAGCCCUGAUGUAGCAGAGCAGUCCCUGCAGCAGCUUUUGCAGUAGCAGCAGCAGUCUCUGGGAUGCAGAGGUGCCAGCAGGGGAGGAGAGCAGGCAGCCGAGUGCGUUGUGGACCUCGUUGGCAUGUUCAGUCAGGUCCAGGUUGCUGCUGGCAGGUUGAGUACCAGGAGAGGAGGCUGGGGCAGCCCCACCGUGCACUCACACCCAGCUGUGGCUGCUGCACAGUGCCGGCUGACACCGUUUGCAUCCCCCCCACGACACCAAUACCAAAAAGAACGAACGUAUCACGAUACCACAGAGAACCACAAUACUGUUCAGGCUUUAGGUUGGGGGGCAGAGUUACCCUUGAGUAUGGGGGAAGCUGAGCCAGGGCAGUGCGUGAGGCUGAUGUUGGGGUUCAGCAGCAGAAUCAGCAGUUUAAAUCCUUGUCCUGACUGUGAUGCUCCAGCAGUGCCAGGAGUUCCCAUCAGUGCUGCUCGCUAGCUGCAGACGGACAAGACUGUCAUCUUCUCAAAGGUGCAAGCUGCUGCCUCCCAGCCAGGGCACCCAGCCUGGCCUGGGGGCGUUUACAGCCCCAGCUUCCCCCUUCCUCCCCAGUUUUGUAUGUUCCUUUAGUUUUUGUACAGGUAGUUCAGAGACACACUGUCCCCCUCCCCGCCGGGCCCCUGCGCGCGAGCCGAGUUGCUGUGCAAUUCCACGUCUGGCUGUUUUUUAGGCAGAGGCGGAGGGGGUGUUUGUAGCCCUGCCCGCAGAGGGCAGGGGAUCUGUGCAAUACCUGGUUCUGUGUUUCCCAGAUGCUGUCGUAGGACUGUAUUUUUGUAACUCUGUAAGGGUGCCGGCUCUAGCAGGCCCAGGGCCUGGCAUGAGCCUGCGCUCCCAUUGCUUUUCAACUUUGACUGUUUGGAUGUUGUUGUUUCUUGCCAUUGAAAUAAAGAGUUGGAUGUUUUAA
Molecule: messenger RNA, 13586 nt
Organism: Cygnus olor (mute swan)
Lineage: Eukaryota; Metazoa; Chordata; Aves; Anseriformes; Anatidae
Gene: DGKZ
Product: diacylglycerol kinase zeta
Exons: 32
Coding region: 8138-11641 (1167 amino acids)
Biological process (GO): intracellular signal transduction; regulation of synaptic transmission, glutamatergic; diacylglycerol metabolic process
Cellular component (GO): nucleus
Molecular function (GO): protein binding; ATP-dependent diacylglycerol kinase activity
Source: RefSeq, a predicted model, not a curated record